Apis mellifera (honey bee) is the source of this 5970-nucleotide messenger RNA. RefSeq names its product fibrous sheath CABYR-binding protein-like. NCBI's taxonomy places the organism in Eukaryota, Metazoa, Arthropoda, Insecta, Hymenoptera, Apidae. The coding region runs from base 570 to 3839 and encodes 1089 amino acids. The record is from RefSeq and is a predicted model, not a curated record. The transcript has 9 exons.
UUCUUUCUCUGACCGUCGAGCAGCGCGGAGUGCGGUAAAACGAAACGGCGCUCGAGAGUGAACGUACACGGCACGUAACCGCAAAGUAUAGAGGACGCGAGCGCAACGGACUUCGCGUUCGCGCGAGUCGCAAGUCGAUCGUCGAGGGAAGAAAAGAAAAAAAAAAAAGAGAAAAAAACGAGAAAAAAAGCAUCGUUACGAGGAGGUGUUUGUUCGCCGAAUUUUGCCAGUUUGUGCGCGUUGGUCGGGCCCUCCCCACGCUCGACUUCCUCGGGACAAAGAGAGAGGAGACGCCACGCAUCGUGCUACACGCCCGCUACCGUCACUGCCGCUGCCGCCGCCACCGCGCCACCUUCUUUCGGAAUAAUAUAUCCAGUGUGUAUUUUGUGUGGAGCAGCGACGAGAGACACUCCUCUACAGGAAAAUUUUAACUUCGUCGUGCCAUUUACGACGCCCUCAACUGUCGAGGUCAGUUUUAUUGGACGCACGACACCUGAUUACAGCAUCCGGAGAGCGCGAGCAAGAGGGACAGGCGAGCAGAAGGGGCUAGAGAGGCAAAAAGAGGAAAGAUGGGAGCGAGACAGAGCAGAAGGUCCGUGGAUAUAACAACGACUCCGAAGAAGGAGGGGUUGCCCGCCGACGGCGGUGUCGGGGAUGCUGCCGCACCUGGCGAUGGCAAGCUGGAAAGGAUCGAGGAGACCGACACCAAGCCUACCACCAAUGGUAUAGCGCCGCACACGGACGUUCCCGAGGAUAAGGACAAAGAUAAAGACGACGCCACGGAAAAAGAGAAAGACAAAGAGCAGCAAGAAGAGGUAAAGGAAACGAAGCAAGAGUCGGGCGGAGAAUCUCCCGCGGAAACGGCAGAGGUCACAACGCCGACGGAAGCGUCCACUCCAAACACUGCCACUUCUCCAGACAAUAAGGAAACGAAGAAGAAGGAAAAGAUGAAGAAAAAGUGGUCCUUCAGGUCGAUCAGCUUCAGCAAGAAGGAUAAGAACAAGCCUGCCCGCGAAGAAGCGCCCAAGAAUGGAGACGUCACCAAGGAGGAACCUCUCGCGGAGGGCGGCGAGGAGCAGGAGAACGGAUCGGGCACGGCGGGUAGCCCCGUGGAGGAGAAAUCAGCGGUGAGCAGUCCGACGACGGAGAACGAGGAGGCGACGGCGGCGGCGGUGGCGGCGGCGGCGGCGGCGGCGGCGCCCGCGGCAGCGGCAACAGCGGCAACAACGGCAGCGGCAACACCGUCAUCACCGUCCUCGCCACAACCGCCGUCGAGCGCCGCGGAGACGAAGCAGCAGCAGGAGGAGAGCAGCGGAGCGGCGUCGGCGGCGGCCAGCGGAGCCAGCCCGUUGGAGGAAAAGACGGAGGAGGCCGCCGAUCCCUCCACCGCCCCGACUCCCGCCCCCUUGGAGGAAAAGAAAGAGGAGGUGGAAAAACUCGAGGCCGAGAAAAAAGCAGUCGAGGUCAGUCCAGCCGUCGGUGGUCAGUCCGUACCGGAACCGGUGGUAGAAGUCUCCGUAUUCCGAGUCCAGACAGUCGCUACGCCGUCUAUCAUUGAGAGGAAAACCAGUGAGGAUAUUCCUUCCCUGCCUCCGUCCAGCCCGCCUCCAACCCCCAUAGACUCGUCGCCGUUGCAGCAAGCUCAGCAGGCCGCGGCCACCGCGACCGCCCUGGCGGAGGCUCUCAAACUGCCUGCGGAGGCUGCUCGCUCCUCCCAACUUUUCGCCCCCCCCUCGCCCCCAGCUUCACGCAACCCGACCGCUUCUCCCCCCGACCGGCCCUCCUCGCCCGCAGUCCCAACCGUGCCCGACCUGCCCCCGCUACCGGUGGUGGUAGACGGAGACCCGCCCGCCGAUUUCGAGUCGUCGCUCGCCGUUAACGGGGCCGUCGAGGCCCACCGCCCCCUCCCCCCCACCGCGCCACCACCACGGCGCAAAGAUAACGACACAACCGCGGAACAGUCGUCCACCGCGGCUCCUCGCAAUAACGAUAAUAAUAAUCCCCCUGUUCUGGUCGGCGACGAGACCGCGUUCGCCCAACAGAUGGAAUCGUCCUCCAGGUUGGUGGAUCCCGAGGAGGACGGUGGAAGGUCGAUGGACAAUAACGCCAUAGUCUCGGAGAUAGUCUCGGAAAUAGUGGAGGAGAGCGUGUCGAGGCAGGAGUCGAUAUCGGUGUCCCGAGCCGCGAGCAGCAGGGAGGAGGAGGUACGGGAGUUGAUCGAGGAGAUGAUCGCGCCGGGCGAGAUGGCGCGGGAGGAGGAGGAGGACGCGACUGUGCUCGAUCCGCCGCCUGUGCCCGCGGUCGACGCGAUCGUGGAAUCCGAGGAAGGGCCGGUGCCCGUCUCUUCCGAGCAGCGCAACGACGAGGAGGAGGAGGAGGAAGAGAAGGAGGAGGAGGAGAAGGAGGAGGAGGAGGAGGUGCUGGUGGAGGCGAAGCCGGCUCUCGUCAUUCCGGAGGACGAGGACGUGAACGAGGUUUCGAGAGUAAUGGAAACGACAACUCGAGACAAAUUGGAAACUGAAACUACGGACGUCGCCGCGCCCGUCGUCGAGGAGAUCCUCAUCUCCGAAAUGGCGGAGCAGGAGCACGACGACGAUCGCCGCCCUCGAACCUCCGCUCGGACGAUCGCCGAGGAUUCGGCGAAGCCCGCGGACGAGGCGAGGGACGACGAGUCGUGCGUCGCCCCUCCACCCGCCGAGCCUUCUUCCUCCUCCUCCCUGCCCCUCCAAUCGUUCCCCGUCGAGGCUUUCCCCGUCGGGGAGAGCGCGCUCGUUGCCCCUCGAGAGACGCUCGAUUCCUCGGACCUCGAAACCAAUCGCUCGUCCUCCUCCCAACUCGUCCGAGCGGAGCCUAGAAUUUUGGAUUUCACUGAGGAGGAGCAACGAGAAGAAUUAUCGAUCGAGAAGGAUAUCGAGGCGAGCAUGGACGUACCGUCGAAUCGGCAGACGCACGAAGCGCAGGAACCUCGAAACCCAGUCUCGAAACUCGAGCGCGCGCCCAGCCUCGCGGACGACUUCUUCCCUCCCCCGGCCCCGCCCGAGCACCACGCGACCGAGCAACAACAGGUAGACUGUUGUUUCGAUUAUCCCUUGCCGCCGGAACACCUCUCCCCUCCCCCGCUCGAGGAGAAGCCCGAACCGAGGAACGAGCGCCCUCUGCUUCCCAACGACGGUAACAAAGACGACGACAACGACGACGACAGUGACGCGAGAAUCUCGACAGAGACCGCCACCAUCGCCGCCAUUCCCCUACCACCAGCCUCGACGCUGCCCGCAACUCCCAGCCCCACGUCCAACGCCAGUAUCACGUCCGGCCUGAUGCCGUUCACGGUAGAUUCCUCGCAAUCGCUGUUGUACGACGACCAGAGCAAUCGAGAGUUCAAGAUGGAAUCGGUGUCGAUAAGCCUCAAUUCGUACAAUGAGUCCGACAUUGAGUUAAAGGAGAGGUUAGCCGAGUCUCUGGCGGAGACCGAGAAGCAGGAAGAGAGCUUGGUCUCGUGUCAGUUGUUGAACAACGCAACGUCGUCGACCACUGUCCAGGAGACCCAUCAGAGCACCCCGGAACAGCCAGAGGCCCCGGUAGAAAAUAACGUGGGCCACGACGUGAGCACGACGGAGAGUUCAACCGAGCCUGUCAAGGUUACAUCCCCAGCCGUCCCAAGCGAAGUGAUAACCGCCUCUCCGCCAUCUGCACCGGCCAUCACCGAGGAUGUUGCCUCGGUAGCCAAGGCUAUCGAAGAAAUUGACAUAAGCGAUAAGGCUGUUGCGGCGGCAACCAUCGAGUGUAAUACGAAUGAAAUUAUCGCGGAAGCACGUUACCAAAACAACAUAAACGAAUAAAUCGAAACGCUAAUCGAAUUGUAUUUUUGGGAAGAAGAAAGUUCUUUUCUCUCGUUAAAACCAAAAAAAGUAUAUUAUAUAGAUAUGUAUAUUUGGACCAUUCCUGCAACUAAACAGAAACAUAACGUUCUUUCGUUACGAGCAAAAGAAAAAAAAGGGAAAAAAGAAAAAAAGGAAAAAAAGACAAAAAAAAAUGGGAAAAAAAAAAGAAAAGAAAAAGAAAAUGGGAACCGAUGUGACCGCGACAUAGCGAGAGCAUAUAGACUUAUAUAGUAGGCCUAUUAUUACGAUUAUUAGACGGCAGGGCGAAUGGAGAACGUUCACGAAAAAUGUGAAAACCCGGAGGGGAGGGGGUCGUGUCAUCGUCGAAAUGGGGGAGAAUGGGGUUACGAGGACGAGCCAGAUAGGGUCGAGGAAAAUGUUGAUACGGUUGAUUCUGAAAACACGUAAUGCCAUGUAAUCAUAUGGAUGCUAUAUAUAUAUAUAUAUAUCUCGAAGCAGAUGAUUUUUUAUUACUUUCUUUUUUUAUUUUUAUUAUUACACGAAUAAAAUAUUUUCAACGUUGGGCCUUGUUUAUUCGCAACAUAAUAAUAAUAUAUAUAUAUGUAUUGUAUAUAUAUAUAUAUAUAUAUGUAUGUAUAUGUACAAUAUAUAUAUAUAUAUAUACAUAUACAUAUAUAUAUAUAUAUAUGGGCCCUGUUGUGUAAAAAUCGGAAAAUUGUCACAAUUGUUAUGCAUAAGUCGUAUUAUGCGAUCAUCAUGCGGCGACGAGCAAGUGGUAUGAAUUCGAAUUUAAAAAAAGGAAAAAAAAGAAAACAUAUUAGAAAAGGGGGAAAAAAUAUAUAUAUAUAUACGAUGAAGGAGAAAAAUCUCUUCGUUUGUCGCAUAUUCCAGAAAUACAAAGAAAUACUCAUCGAGGCACGCCCUCUCGUAACUACACGCGCAUUGCUAUAUCGAGAGAGUAUAAAGAACGAGAAAAACUGUAACCGAAAGAAAGAUCAGAGACUGAGAGAGAGAGCAAAGGUGUAUACGUGAGAACGUGUGCGUUCGAAUGCAUGAGAGAGCGUGAGAGUUCGAAAGAAGUAUGAGAGAAUGAAUAAUGUGCGUGUCGAAGAAAGAAAGAAAGAAAGAAAGAAAGAAAGAAACAAAGGAGGAAAUAGGAAGGAAAUAUAAUUGGAAUAUGUCUCUUUGUCGGAACUGGGAAAGGAGGGAGGAAGAGAUAGGAUCGGGAAAAAGGGCAGGACGAGAGAAGUAAAGGGAAAAAAAGGGGGGAGGGAGGGGAGAAAAAAACUUAUUAAAAGAUAUAUCAAAGCGCACGAGUGAUGGAUAAACUCGUAUCGUGAUUUCAAGGACGCUCGAUUAUUUUGCUCGUAUUUCUUUCGCGGUCCUUGUUUUUUCUUUGUAAUUGUACAAUCGACAGGUUUUAUGUUGUAACGAGGAACUGCACACUUCUACGUAUGACUUUGGUACGCGCGAGCACACGACACAGCUACAUACAUGCAAGGACAUUAUACGCAAAUGCGUACAAUACGUAUCAUGCAACACACGAGAUAAGGAAAAACAUACAGUAUGUCGAGGCAGUGUAAGUGAUAUAUAUAAUCUAGAUAUAGAGAAAGCGUUUGUGUAAAUUCAGCGUUUGUCCUUCGAAAUGCUACUUCUCCAUAUGAGAAUACUUACGAGGAAGCCUAUUCGUAAUUUUAUAAUAAUAAUCAUUAAAAUAUCGCCUAAUUACAAUUACGAAACAUGCACAAUUACCAUUCAAAAUGGAUUCGUAUCUCUACGGAUCUCUCCAGGAGUAAAUAAUUACCUACGAAAGCUUCUUUUUUUAUUGAGACCGUAGCGUAGACCGUAAAGAUAAACGAAAAGCGUAUAUAUGUAAAUGCUCCAAAAUCUCUGAAUACAUGUAAGUGUUGAAUGGAGCGAGCGUUCAUUGUGCCCGCGACCGGCAUUGAUUUUUAAACGAUAUAUUAUUAAUGAGUAAGGGGAAGAAGUAAAAUUAAAAGUUGUAUAGUAAACCUUUCAUUAAAUAUAUUGUCCGUAAUCUUUACAACGAAAUUCACACGUUUUUUCAAGGCAAGUUUUGGCGACGAGAGCGAACUUUUUAUUUAAGAAAAAGGGGGAAAAAAAAAAA